This is a messenger RNA of Plasmodium cynomolgi strain B, 5028 nucleotides long. RefSeq lists its product as hypothetical. Bases 1 to 5028 code for a protein of 1675 amino acids. The transcript is spliced from 3 exons. The record is from RefSeq and is a predicted model, not a curated record. Lineage: Eukaryota; Apicomplexa; Aconoidasida; Haemosporida; Plasmodiidae.
AUGGAGCUGUACGAGGAGGAAAUCUACGACCGGGCGAGUGUAAACGUUAGCGUAAUUCUUAAUGACGACAUAAAAGAGGAGAUAGUAGAAAAUUUAAAGCAAAAUAUGAAGGACAGGAAUGUGAAAAUAAGUAGCUACGAUUAUGGCAGUAUUCACAAAAUAAAUUCUUACGCAAGUGAGGGGGAAGGUGGACAUGCCAUGCUGAUGCACUCCUGGCUGAAAAAGAUGAAGGUGGCUUCGUCUGUUGUGAUAUUUUGCGUCGACUGGCAGGGCAUUGCUAAUGAGGGGGGGGAAGACAGGGGCUCAACUGGGGAGAGUCCCACCGUGGAGGGGUCAAACAGGGAAAGUCCAACUGGGGAAAGUCCCAAUGGGGAAAGCCGAACUGGGGAAAGCCGAACUGGGGAAAGUCCUUCCCUGGAGAGCCCCGGCCAGGUGGACCCCUUCCAACCGGGUGAACCCCAACUCUCGCGCGCUUGCGUGCAGAACGCAGCCUUCAUGAGCCAAGUGAACAAAGACCUGAUGGAUCGAAUAGAAGAAAUAAACGCAAUAAUCAUGAGGAGGAAAAAAAUCUGCAAAAUUGUUGUGCUGGUCAUUCUGCCAGAAAAUACACAAAACACAGAACAGUACAUCAAAUAUAUUAGCCUUCUAAAUUCUAAAAACAUCAGCGCGAUUUUUAUCACAUUAGGACUAAAGGAGAUACAUAACAAAAUCAAAAAGUUAGAAAAUCUUUUGAGAGAUUGUAUUAAUGCCUUUUUUAAACAACACAUAAUAAGCUUUGAGAGAAAAAGUGGACAAAACAUACUCACUUUUUUUAAUUAUAAUUUUAAGAAGGCAUACGUUUUGGAGAUCCUAGAAAGGUAUGAUGAAAGUAUGAAGAUUUACGUGAAUCUAUGUAAAGUCUUUUUGCAGGUGAAAAUACAUUUUCAGACAAACUCACCUUUUUCAAUAAGCAUUCGGAUGAUAUACAUAUAUUUAUUUUUUAAAGAUUUUAAGAAGGCUAUUCAUCAUAUUUAUACUCAUAAUAAAAUUAUUUACUUGGCGUUGAUGCGGAGGGAGGAGGAAGGAGCAGAAGAAGGAGCAGAAGGAGCAGAAGGAGCAGAAGCAGAAGCAGACGUAGUAGAAGAAGCGGGAGAGGGUGUAGGAGAUAUACCCAGGGGUGGGGGCAGACUUUCCCAUGUCAUUUCCAUGUAUGGCAUAACUGGUUGCUCCGAUUUGAUUACCUCUUUAAAGUGUUGGGAUAACUGCAGAGGAGAGGCACCCAAUGGAAAAGAAAAGCACUGCGCGAAUGAGAGUGUCCACCUCCUGUACGACCUCACGAUGAAGGAGUACCUAUACUACAACCUGCUCUCCUGCAUCUACCUCUAUUUUUACAGAAUUGUAAAAAACAUGAACAUGAACCGAAAGGACACAGUGUUGUAUGGAAUGUACUGCUGCUUCUGCAUAUAUUACAUGUUGAAAGCGCGCAGGAAGAGGGACAAAAUAGUGGAGGCCUUUUCACCUGUCACCCAAUUUGACAGUUAUUUUAAGAUGUGCCCUGUUUCAGUUUUACAGGACUUUGUUCAAAACUUUUUAAUUGAAAUAUAUAGUAUCAUUAGCGCCAAGCAGAUUAGCCAUUUGUUCCGACUCGUCAUUUAUUUUUUGUGUCUGAUUUAUUAUGAACGGGGGAACUACCGUUUUUGCCUGUACUUGUUGCUGUCGUUUUAUGGCAGCCAGGAAGACUCCUCCGUUUUGAGUGCAGUGGGCGUGGGCGCCUUGAGGGAGGGAAUCUGUCCCUUGGGCGACUUGCGCACGCUGUUGGGGGUGAUAUCGGCGAAGCGGAGCUACGAGCGCACUCGGAACUCACAUACGCACGAACCCAUGCUGCUUCUCACGCUGAGCUGCAUGGGCCGUUUGCUCCACCCGGAUAAAUGGGGAAGCGCCUUAGACGGAUCUUCCUCUAAAGAAGAACCGCUUAACAUCAAGGAGUACAAACACAUGUUCAUCCAAAUAUGUUUCGAGUAUUUAAACGACCUAAUAAGGAACAACAAAAAAAGAGAACAGAAAAAUUUUAGUGAUUUUUUCUCCAAGUAUUGUGAAAUCACAAAAGGAGAAGAAGGAGUCCCCCCCCUCGAGGAACCACCCACUAUAUCGAUACGAAACGUUUACGUAAAGUUAUACUGUUUGAUUAAACCCAAUGGGAUUGCCUCAUUUUUAGAAAUAAAAAAUGGGACCCAUGUAGAUUUCCCCUUUUCACCUUUUAUCGGUAUCUCUAUGAACAACCACGUGUCCUUCUACAAGUUAAGCUUUCCUAAUAAGUCUGAAGGAGUAAUUUUUGCUACAGCGGAGGUUGUGAACGAAGUUGGGUUGAAUGGUAAAAGUGUGCUGAACUGCAUAGCGAGGGAGAGUGAGCUCAUUAGGGAGCAUCACUGUAGGAAUGACCCACUUGAGGGUGCCUCUUGGAAGGGGUACUCCUUGGGGGAAAAAAACAUAGUGAGUUUUUUUAUACCUGAGGGAAAGAAAAAGCAAAUAGAAGUUAAUUAUGUCGAUCUCUAUUUGAACAUUUCUUGCAACAUUGUUCGGAUGCGAAUUCAUCAAGUUAGUGUAUCCAUUAUGAGGGAGAAGUUCCUCGAGAGGAUUCCCCAGGGAGGGGAACCCCCCAAGGUAGGCAGCCUAGACGAAGAAAAAUCUGCACGGAAAGAGACCCUAAAUCAUGGUAGUACUAUUGACGCUGCGUCGAGAGAAACUACCCACGGAGUAAUUACAACAGGACACCCGAAGGAACCAAAAAAAGAGGAAAGAAAAAUCUUCCAAAUAAGAGUCAUCAAAGAGGGAAGGGAAGAAUCAAAUUUUUUCAAAUUGAAGGAAGGAGUGUACCUAAAUGAUUACAUGAACAAAAUUGUACGAAACGGAAAGAGUCAAUUUUUUCAGAAGGCACUAACGAAGUACGUCCAUUAUUUUGUACACUGUCGGAACGACGUUCUUUACCUAAACGAAUACAACCCUUUGCUCAUUUUUGUGAGGUACUCUAAAUAUGUAAAAUCUUUUGAGUUUCGUUUUUCUUAUGACUGUGAGGGGGAGGAUAAUUUGCUUGUUUAUUUGUUGACGAGGAAGGGCAGUGUUUUGGGGGUACGCCGGGUCCACAGAGAUCAAAGUGUUGCGUUUUUUGGGGGGGGCGAGCAGGUGUGCAGAUUGGUGGAGGGGGGUAGCAGUGGGGGAAGCAGUGGCGAUAGUAGUGAAGGCAGCAGUGGGGGAAGCAGCGGCGAUAGCAGUGAAGGCAGCAGUGGUGGAAGAAGCGGUCAGGACGAACUUGCUUACGAGAGGGCCGCAGACGCCAGGCGCACAUGCCCCGGGGAUACCCCGCGCCUAAUUCUCAACCAGGACGAAGUGAAAGAAUUGGUCGUGGACGAGGCCCUUCAGGAGUUGCUAUCGCACCGUGGCAGUGGAGAAGUAGACUCCAAGUUAAGCCACCCAGAAAAGGAUGUAUUUUUUUUUCAAGUGGAACGGCAGGGAAACCGUGUUGAUGCUAAGCGCAGGGGGGGAAAACUGUACGGAAGAAGCAACUUCUGCAACCAGUGCUGCAUGCCGUAUGGAAUGAAAAGGGGAAGAAAAAAUGGAGGUUCACGCGGACCAAAUCGUCAAACCAACUGUCUAACCAAUCGUCGAACAAAUCGAGGAAGAAACGAUUUCCCCUUUUACGCAAGUAUCGCGGAUAACCUGAUGUGCGUCCCACUUCUUGUAUGUCCAACCCGGGGGAGCAAACACGUGAAUGUCAAUUUUGAUUUCUCCUUUAGAAGCGCUGACUUCGAGGACCAGCUGAAGUACCCAGGGAGGUAUUCCGUGGAGCCGUCUGUCAUAACGAUGGUCACGCGGGUUGCCCGUGGAGGGGGCGCCAUUGAAGAGGAGGAGGAGGAGGGAGAAAAGGAGGAAGAAAAGGAGGGAGAAAAGGAGGGAGAAAAGGAGGAAGAAAAGGAGGGAGAAAAAGACGGUGGUUUAAAAAGGAAUACUAUGAAUGGGGGUAUCAUGAAUAGGGGCUCCACGGAGGAAGUUUCCGCUCCUACGUCCAAACCGAAUGACUGCCAAGGUGACGUGCAACUUUUAAGCCAUCGUAAGAAGGAGGAGACAAGCCCCGGGUGGAGGAACGAUGCAGUGCAGUACUACUUAUACAUACACAACAAUAAUGCUCAUGGAAUUAUCGUUGAGGAAAUAAGGGGAGGGACAUUCAAAGGUACCGUGGAGGUAAGUCACAAAAGUACUUACUGCAACUUUGUAAAAGAAAAGAAUCCAGAAGGGGGUGGCAUUAUCAUAAAGUACCACUUUAACGUUAGGAACCUUUUUUUCCCUUUUAACAAAAUGUGGAGAAAUAUCAUCCGUACACUUGUGGUAAAGGUGCCACGUGCCGAUCGGAUUGACGACAGGAUGGGCGAGGGGGAAGGGAACUACUACUCCCCAGUGAACGACGUGAAGAAAAGCAAAAUAAGGAUAGACCUCCUUUAUGAAAGAACGGCAAAAUGUAACGAAAUUUUUGUCGUCGAAUCGGUGAUUACUAAUGAGACGAAUAUCACCGAGGAAGUUAUAAUUUUUUUGUACGACCGGAAGAGGGGUGGGCGUGAUCGAGGGGAGAAAAGAAAGGAAGAAGGUGUUGUCAUGAAAAGCAGUUGGGAUGAACCCAGUAGCGUACAGAGUACCAAAAAGGUGCACGAAUUCAAAUUCAAAAAUGAACAGGAAUACUAUAAUAAUAACAAUACAUCCGAGAGUACCUCCGACUCUUCUGUACUCUCAUCGGACGACUUGGAAAAUUUAUUUGAUCAGGAUAACUACAUGUCUGAUGACACAAAUGACGGUUUUGGGAAGAAGACGUAUAUUAUAACAGGAGGUAGGAUAAUGAAGAAUAUUUUGCUGCCGUACCAAUCCAUUAGGCUUAGAUGGUCCUUCAUUAUUUUCACGCACGGAUUUGUUACUUUGCCCAGCGUGCUAAUCAAGCGCAAGACCAAGAUAAAGAACAACGUCAAUGUUUUCGCAUCCGCCAAUGUUGAGUUGUUCGUGGUGUAG